Molecule: messenger RNA, 312 nt
Organism: Colletotrichum siamense
Lineage: Eukaryota; Fungi; Ascomycota; Sordariomycetes; Glomerellales; Glomerellaceae
Exons: 2
Coding region: 1-312 (103 amino acids)
Source: RefSeq, a predicted model, not a curated record
AUGGGGACGGCGUACCUAAUGCGGCGAAGAGCCCCACCCGCUCUACCGUCCCGCUGGCGGCUCCGAUGGUGCUUUGCCGGCAUCCCGGAGGCUUACCAUCUGGUAAGACACACAGCAAACACAACUUGCUUGCCAGUCAGCCAGCGCAUCGACAAAGAAUGGAACCGUCAUGCACGCUUCGCCGCCGGGGAGAUCGGCACUCCUCAUUUUCGGGACGGUAGAGCAACCGCAAUCCUCCCGCCUGUCCUCCGGCGAGUUGAUCUCAAUGCUUUCGCCAUACGGUUUGUCUUGGUACAGGGCAACACUAGAUAG